This is a messenger RNA of Sardina pilchardus (European sardine), 2618 nucleotides long. It is a transcript of the gene srm, whose product is annotated as spermidine synthase. Lineage: Eukaryota; Metazoa; Chordata; Actinopteri; Clupeiformes; Clupeidae. The record is from RefSeq and is a predicted model, not a curated record. Gene Ontology annotation, molecular function: catalytic activity. The coding region runs from base 211 to 1080 and encodes 289 amino acids. Gene Ontology annotation, biological process: polyamine metabolic process. The transcript is spliced from 8 exons.
UCGACUCCUGUAUGUUGCGUAUCCUGUCUUCCAUUCGUUGGUGACACACCUAAAGGUUAGGUUGCGCUUGAGAGUACGCCCAACGUGUCAGUCGGUGGCAAAAGAUUUUUGCACUGUAGUCGUCGCUGAUUCUGGGCAUUUGUGGCGUUAUACAGUGUCUUCAACGUAGCUAUUUAGCUAUAUAUUCUUGCAUUUUAGAUUGUGUAGAGAAUGGACAGCAUAAAGGAUGGAUGGUUCACUGAAACGUGCACACUAUGGCCUGGACAAGCAAUGAGUCUUCAGGUCGAAGAGGUUCUGUAUCAUAAAAAAUCAAAAUUUCAGGAUGUCAUGGUUUUUAAAAGCAAAACGUACGGGAAUGUCCUGAUUUUGGAUGGAGUUAUCCAGUGCACAGAGCGAGAUGAGUUUUCAUACCAAGAGAUGAUUGCCAACCUACCCUUGUGCUGUCACCCUUGCCCCAAGAAGGUGCUGAUCAUUGGUGGAGGGGAUGGGGGUGUUUUGAGAGAGGCUGUGAAGCACCCUCUGGUGGAGUCUGUGGUCCAGUGUGAGAUUGAUGAGGAUGUAAUCACUGUCUCCAAGAAGUACCUCCCUGGAAUGGCAAAGGGCUUCUUCAGUCCCAAACUCACCCUGCAUGUGGGAGAUGGCUUUGAGUUCAUGAAACAGAACCAAGACGCCUUUGAUGUCAUCAUUACUGAUUCAUCUGACCCCGUUGGUCCAGCAGAAAGUCUAUUCAAGGAGUCUUACUACCAACUUAUGAAGACUGCUCUACGAGAUGGUGGAAUUCUCUGUUGCCAAGGAGAGUGUCAAUGGCUCCAUUUGGAGCUGAUUAAAGAGAUGCAGACCUUCUGCAAGUCUCUUUUCCCAGUAGUGGAUUACGCCUACUGCACCAUUCCCACCUACCCGAGUGGCCAAAUUGGCUUCAUGCUGUGCAGUAAAAACGCUCAAACAAAUUUCAGAGAGCCUGUUCGAGAAAUGACAAGAGAGGAAGUGGAAAGCAUGGGCCUGAAAUAUUACAACCCUGAAAUCCACAAAGCUGCUUUCAUCCUCCCAGAGUUUGCCCGGAAGGUACUUUAUGAGUCGUAAAGCCGUGCACAGGGACGGCCACUUUCUCCCACUCAGCCCUCUGUGACCACAGAACCAAAUCCACACCACAAGCUGCAGUACCUCCACUCACCCCAGAUGCUGUCCGAGUUCACCACUGACGAGGACCUGAGGCCAGGCCCAUGGAAAAGAAUACCGCCGUGGUAAUGGCCUCUGCAGGGGGGGGAAUGCUGUGCUUUCAGACAGUUGCAAAUCCUUCCAGUGCUUCCUUCCAGCCUUGCACAUCCUUUCCCAUUUAGGCUAUUUUGGUUCGUAUUUUUUCUUGUCUGUUAACAUCCACACCCAACUGUUUUUGAUCAAAAUGACAAUAAUUUCAUAUUUGUCCCCCAAAUAUUAUUUUUUACUAUAAACAUCAUAAUAUUAUAACUUGACAUAGUAUAAUCAAUCUAAAUUUAGAAUUUGUCUUGAUAUUAUGGCAUACAUGGCACAUUCAGCAAUUAUGAAGAUACCUGUACUUUCCUUUAUGCUAUUGAUUUCUCUUUUAACAUCAUUAAGUCAUUGAUGCUUAAUGGCACCAUUAUACAGACAUGGAUGGUAUAGCGACACCGAUUCAUAGAAAUACACAGACUCAAAAACUGUUGGUCAGCCAUAUUCAAAGAAAUGGAUUGCUGGCUUUCCAAUCAAGUCUUAAAUCUGUAGCCAAUGAUGGAUGAGAUUGGCUACAUGUUUCAUGGAGAAGCGAAUGUUAGUGUGUAUUUUAUUGUGUAGAAAAUAUAAUAUGCCGUUGAUAAUAACAGCCUGACAAAGAGGUGAGGAAGGAAUUUUGCUGUUAAUGUGAUAACCAAACAAAUGGUUAAAUUUAGAAUGGGGACUAAAGAUUGCCACCAAUGUUACUGUUACUCUAUGUGGUGUAACUGGAUUUGAAAAAGGUACUAAAGAUACGGCCUAACCAGGGGAACAAGCUGUGUAUGUAACUUUAUGCCUAUUUAGACAUUCUGUGUGUGUGUGUGUGUGUGUGUGUGUGUGUGUGUGAGAGAGAGAGAGUGAGUGAGAGUGUGAGUGAAUCAGUGAGUGUGUGAGAAUGAGAGAGAGAAUUGAGAAAGAAAUUCAUGGAUCACAACGAAACUAGUAAAUGCCUGCUCUGCGAAGACCAGAGAAUACAUUGUGUCAUAGAGCUCACCACUAGAGAGCAUUUCAUGAAUUCUCAUUGUGUGCGCGGGUCAUCGAUAUACUUGUAGGCCUUGGUGAAGGGUCUUCAUGUCAGACGCGCAACAAUGCAGCCGUGUGUUUUUGUUGUGUGAAUUAUUAAGGGAAGACUGAAUCUGUGAAGCGUGCCGGCUCAGUGCAGCUCACAUAGACACCUAGCAAGGAUUUUUUUUUAGUUAAUCAGUGCUGUUCGAAUAAAGCAACUGGAAUUGCCUCCCAUUUCACCACCCCAUUGGUAUCUGGUGUGUACAUACAUCACUCAUGUAUCUUUAUGAUCUGUGUCUUAUCUCUUAAUCACUCAUGUAUGAUUGCUAUGAUCAAGUUUAUAAUGUGGAGUCCUGGGAUGAUUUUCAAAUAAAAGGCAGUAAAAUGGA